Bicyclus anynana (squinting bush brown) is the source of this 1280-nucleotide messenger RNA. It is a transcript of the gene Polr1C, whose product is annotated as DNA-directed RNA polymerases I and III subunit RPAC1. Gene Ontology annotation, biological process: DNA-templated transcription. The transcript is spliced from 6 exons. The coding region runs from base 134 to 1129 and encodes 331 amino acids. Gene Ontology annotation, molecular function: protein dimerization activity; DNA binding. The record is from RefSeq and is a predicted model, not a curated record. Gene Ontology annotation, cellular component: RNA polymerase III complex; RNA polymerase I complex. NCBI's taxonomy places the organism in Eukaryota, Metazoa, Arthropoda, Insecta, Lepidoptera, Nymphalidae.
GUAUUUGAUUGAAAGAAUCUUGUGGAUUUUUUGAGGUUAGGAAGGUUAUGUUGAUUUUUCUAAAGGCAAAUUAAUUUAAGGAAUUAGAAACUAUUAUCAUUACAGUGAUAUAAAUACAAUUAAUUAAUCAAUAAUGCCUAAAUUAGAAGACAAACCUAGAGUUAUACUGGAGGAAUUUCGUGUAAAGAACGCUCCUGAUGAUUAUGGAAUGGCUGAUGAAAAAUGGAACUUCAAGAAGUUUGUGAAAAAAUUUCGCAUAGUUAUAGUCCGUAUGGACAACUCGGAAAUGGAAUUUGACUUAAUUGGUAUACAGCCUGCUUUUGCAAACGCCUUCCGUCGAUUGAUGUUGAGUGAAGUUCCUAGUAUGGCCAUUGAGAAAGUUAUGAUCAAAAAUAAUACUUCAAUCAUUCAAGAUGAAGUGUUAGCUCACAGGUUGGGGUUGAUACCGCUCAAAGCAGAUCCAAAAUUAUUUGAAUAUCGCGCAGAAGACUCAACAGAUGGAACUGAAUUUGAUACACUCGAGUUCACCUUAAAAAUUAAAUGUUCUGCAAAUAAAUCACAACCCAAAGACUCAUUCAGGGCUGAAGACUUGUAUGAAAAUCACAGUGUAUAUUCUUCAUCAAUAAAAUGGCAUCCAAUUGGCAAUCAAGCAUCUGUACACAAAGAGACAGAAGUGGGGCCAGUUCACAGUGACAUUCUUAUUUCAAAAAUGAGACCAGGUCACGAGUUAGACCUUCACUUAGUUGCAGUCAAGGGUAUUGGAAAAGAUCAUGCAAAAUUUUCACCAGUAGCUACAGCCUCUUAUCGUUUACUACCAGAAAUAACCCUAACAAGAGAAGUGACUGGUGGUGAGGCAACACUACUGCAGAGCUGCUUCUCCCCGUGUGUGAUUGGUAUAGACAGUGAUGGUCGUGCCUUCGUGAGAGAUGCCAGAUAUGAUAGCUGUAGCAGAAAUGUUUACCGUUAUGACAGUAUAAAGGAUGCAGUCGUAUUGAGCAGAAUAAGAAAUCAUUUCAUAUUUAAUGUGGAGUCAGUGGGAGCAAUGCUACCAAGCGUUAUAUUUGUAGAAGCAGUUAAAAUUUUAAGAGAUAAAUGUAAAUCGUUAUUGGAUGAUUUAAACAAUUUUUAAUAUGAAACUGUUUGUUUUUAUUUUGACCAUUAAUGUACUUUUCUAAUUUAUAUCUAUGAUACUGAAUUGGAGUAACAUUUGAUGGCCAUUUUUAGUUUUUACAUUAAGUAACUACCUUAACUAUAAAAAUAAAUUGAUUGCCUACAUAAAA